AUGGCCAAUCUGACAACCAACAACGUGCAGCCGGAGACCAAGAUUGUUAUAUUUACCGGUAACAUGUUCGCUAUUGGAUUCCCAUCCAACGUCGAGAUUUUCACUGCAUACUGGCCGUUGUCUAUCACUCGUGAGGCUCAAACGGCCAUUCGGAAAACCGAGCAACUUGUGCAUACGCCAGAAAGCGGAAUGCCCAACCCACUCUGUUACACCAAGAAACCAAUGUUUGGAUGGAUAGAUGGCCAAAGAGACUGGAAUGGAGAAAGCGCUAUUGCAAGUGUUUGGUGCCAUAAGUGGAAGAACCCGGAACUGGAACAAAAGUACAAGACGACUGAGAAGAGGCUUGUUUGGGGAAAGGAUGGAAGAAGUUCUUAUCCGCUCGCCGUAAAUGCAUUUCAGCAUGACUUGGAGUCUCUCGGUGCUAUUGGAUGGGAGUCAGUCCAUGUGGCUUUCGAGCGUGUUCGACUUGUGAAAGAGGAUGCUAUGGCGCUAUCUCAACAUCUCAUACUCUUCUGCUCGAUAUAUUAUGGGGAAGUAUCUACCGCAGUUAAUCCUACAGAGACUGACUUCCAGCCCUCAAAGACGAAACCAACCCCGAAUGAACAGUCAUCGAUCGGGUCUCCUGAUUCUGAAACCGACUCUACUCGCUUCAAAAGUACUGCUUUACCCAGUAUCAACAGCCCCGAUCCAUCCCAGCUCUCUACUGGGAGUACUGUGAUAAAGAGUGACACUCUGGAGCCUGCCUUUCCCCCAGCCAGUACAGAGGCAUCUAUCACUGGUCCAGAUACUUCAUCUGAUGACACUUCUAGAGCUGAAGCCUCUUCAAUUAUCCCAACUGGACUUCGGACAACCAAAGCUGAGAAUUCGGAAGAGACCAACCCUGCCACUGAGACUGUCGUACCUGAGCCAUCUGGUGUGAGUACCACCAGCACCGAGCAACCCAGUGGAAGCGCGAACCCUUCUACAGAUAACUUGACAAAAAUCCCAAUCACAAGCGAUUUUGGAUCUCCUGCGUCUACCGCGAACUCGAAUGGGCCAAAUAUUUCCACGAUUUCACCUUCCACAGAACACAAUACUUCAUCACGAGUUGAGACGAGCGAGCCAAAGUCAGAUACAAAUGCUGCAACGGGGUCCGGGACUACCAACACAGAUCCCUUGCUCCUACCUACAUCAGUCUCAGAAACACAAGUCAAUGGUGUGACCAGCGUUAUAUCUGUCAAACCGACAACUCCUUUGGGAGAACACUCAACACGGGGCGAUGAUGCACCUUCCACUGACACAGGUCACAAUACAACUAGUGAUGGCGACAACGAGCAGCCCUCGUCAACUAGUACUUACUUUGUCGUACCUGUAACAACAUCCGUUACUAAGCCUGAGCCUCGGGAUGAUGGCUUCGUGGUACCUUGCAACAUGUGGUUCUUCAACGCAUGUGUUGAGCCCAUAUCUGGAUGGGGAAUUUCUCUUCCACCUGGUACCUAUCCUCCUGGUCCUCCACCAGCCAUUUCCGACAACCCAAAAGGCGGUGUUGAGAUCAAUACGAACCAACCACUUACAGACUGGCCCGGCUUCACUGUCGGUCCUGGAAACACUCCUACGUUUUCAAGUGAGCCCACAGUCUGCGAGACCGAUUCGGCAGAAUUGUGUGUUACGAGGACAUCAUAUGGUGUAAGCAUCGAUGCCACGGUAACCACUACGUUCGCUAGCAGUGUAUUGUCCACUUGUGGCACUGUUUACGGCUGCAAGGUUCGGGGCCACAGCCAGACAAUAACGGGCACAGAUAUAACUACGGCGACGUCGGGAAUCCCAACAUACAGGUCUCUUCGUGCCAUGGAAACUUGGGAUGACAUGGAACUGAGUGAAGAACAACUUGAAGGUAUAGCGGACCACUUGCAGUCAGACCUUGAUUCAAUGUUUGGCACUGCCACCAAGAGAGCAACAACGACGACAGGAGAUGCAUCUGAGCCUACAGAAUCAGUGUGGACGGGUACCUGUCCAGCCAAGAACGGACCAGACCCAACAGUGGUUGAUGGGAAGUUCACCGAGAAUAUCGGAGAGAAGUGCCUUUGCGAGUGGAAUACCUGGAUGCAGAACGACAAAAGUCUGCAGCCAUACACUGUCGACCAACUGAGAGAUGCCAUUAACGACUUUUGUAACGGUUCCCACAAACUCAGAAAGCCUACCCCGACAGGACUUCCAGACAUUGCUGUGAGUCGGUUCCCAACAAAUGGCACGCACGGUAUAUUUAUCUCGGUCGGCUGGGCUACCCCGCCCCUCUGGAACUCCACGGAUGAGAGGUGCAAGGCCAAUGGUGACCUUUUGUUAGCGGAUAGCUGUAAGGCUGCCUUAGAGAGAUUUGAAUGUCGCGGUGCAAACACAGAUGAGCUUUGGGGAGGAACUUACUACGAGGCGCUUGAGGAGGAUGGUUGUGUGAAAUGGACGCUUACACCUGUCCACUUGUCUGAUGGGGGAUCCGCUGGGCAGCGAAUGAGCGUGGGAAUGUAG
Fusarium mangiferae is the source of this 2502-nucleotide messenger RNA. RefSeq lists its product as uncharacterized. Bases 1 to 2502 code for a protein of 833 amino acids. Lineage: Eukaryota; Fungi; Ascomycota; Sordariomycetes; Hypocreales; Nectriaceae. The transcript is spliced from 4 exons. The record is from RefSeq and is a predicted model, not a curated record.